AUGGCUCCGGUGAACAUAACUUCAAUCAAAACCGCAUCAAGCGGCUUAUUGCAAGGCGACAAUCCUCUCAACUUCGCCUUCCCACUCUUAAUUGUCCAAACCACCUUAAUAAUUGUCGUUAGUCGUUUCCUCGCCUUCCUUCUCAAGCCCCUCCGCCAACCAAAAGUCAUUGCCGAAAUUGCAGGUGGAAUAUUGCUUGGACCGUCAGCCUUCGGACGAAACAAACAAUACCUACACAAAAUAUUCCCCUCAUGGAGCACCCCAAUCCUCGAAACCGUGGCAAGCAUUGGUCUUCUGUUUUUCUUGUUCCUCGUAGGCAUAGAGCUCGACUUAAGCUCGAUCCGACGUCGUAGUGGCCGAAGCGCCGUCGGCAUAGCCCUCGCCGGCAUAUCUGUCCCUUUCAUCUGCGGCAUCGGAGUUGCCUUCCUCCUCCGGAAAACCAUCGAUGGAGCUGACAAGGCCGGCUUCACCCAGUUCCUUGUGUUCAUGGGAGUGUCCCUCUCCAUCACCGCUUUUCCUGUGCUCGCCCGCAUUUUAGCAGAGCUCAAGCUUUUGACCACUCGGGUUGGCGAGACUGCCAUGGCUGCGGCGGCGUUAAACGACGUCGCUGCAUGGAUCUUGCUAGCGCUGGCCGUGGCCUUGGCCGGUGACGGUGUUGGUGGACACAAGAAGAGCCCCUUGGUAUCUGUCUGGGUCUUCCUCUCAGGUCUUGCUUUUGUUGCUUUCAUGAUGGUGGUGAUCCGCCCCGCCAUGAACUGGGUGGCCCGCCGCAGCUCCCCGGAGCAAGACUCAGUGGACGAAGCCUAUAUCUGCUUGACCCUAGCUGGAGUCAUGGUGGCCGGGUUCGUGACAGACCUAAUUGGGAUCCAUUCCAUAUUCGGAGCCUUUGUGUUUGGCCUAACAAUUCCAAAAGGAGGACGGUUUGCGGACAGGUUGACAGAGAGGAUGGAAGACUUUGUGUCUGGUCUGUUGCUUCCACUUUACUUUGCUUCAAGUGGGUUGAAGACGGACGUGGCGAAGAUCAGGGGAGGAGAGGCGUGGGGGCUGCUGGCUCUGGUUAUAUCCACGGCCUGCGCUGGGAAGAUCUUGGGAACGUUUCUUGUGGCUUUGAUGUUUAUGAUCCCUGUUAGGGAGUCCUUGACGCUUGGUGUGCUCAUGAACACCAAAGGCUUGGUUGAGCUCAUUGUUCUCAAUAUUGGCAAGGAGAAAAAGGUGCUUAAUGACGAGACAUUUGCUAUUCUAGUCCUCAUGGCACUCUUCACCACCUUCAUCACAAGUCCUCUAGUGAUGGCCAUUUACAAGCCGGCACGUGGCAUCUCAUUGCGCCCUCGCCGCAAGCUAGGUGACCUCUCGACCAGUGAGGCCUUCAAAGACGAGCUUCGAGUGGUCGCAUGUGUUCAUGGGCCUCCCAAUGUGCCUUCACUCAUUGGCCUCAUUGAGUCCAUUCGGAGCUCCAAGAAAUCCAAACUCAAACUAUUCCUUAUGCACCUUGUGGAGCUCACUGAACGCUCUUCUUCCAUUAUCAUGGUCCAAAGAGCUCGAAAAAAUGGGUUUCCCUUCUUUAAUCGGUUGGGCCGAGGCCAGCUCCACGACAGCAUUGUCGGGGCUUUCCAAGCCUAUAGCCAAUUGGGCCGUGUCUCGGUCCGGCCCACGACUGCAAUUUCAGCCAUGUCCACAAUGUAUGAAGAUAUAUGCCACGUGGCGGAAGAUAAGAGGGCGGCGAUGAUCAUCUUGCCCUUCCACAAAGAAUGGAGGUUCGACGGUGAUGAUCAGGAGACAACGGAGAUUGUGGGCCACAGUUGGAGAGGGGUCAACCAAAAGGUGCUUCAAAAUGCACCGUGCUCGGUUGCAGUGCUCGUAGAUCGUGGAUUUGGUCGCCCUAGAUCACAAACUCCUGGGCCUACAACCAUCCUGACCCAACGGAUCUGCAUUAUUUUUUUCGGUGGGCCUGAUGAUCGCGAGGCCUUGGAGUUGGGUGGUAGGAUGGCCGAACACCCGGCAGUUAAAGUGACGGUUGUGAAAUUCAUCGACAAAGAGGGCUUGGAGAGUAAUGGGCCUCAUGGGCUUAUGUUAAAGCCCUCACCCUCCAAGUCCACCGAUAAUAGCUAUAGCUUCUCCACAGCUAAAAUGGACAGAGAGAAAGAAAAGAAACUCGAUGAGGGUGCAAUGGCUGAGUUCAGAAGCAAGUGGGAUGGGAAAGCAGAGUACAUAGAGAAAGUGGGAGCCAAUAACAUUAUAGAGGGGGUGUUGGCCAUAGGACGAAGUGGAGAUCAAGACCUAUUGGUCGUAGGAAAAGGGAGGUUCCCAUCAGCCAUGGUGGCAGAAUUGGCAGACCGGCAAGCAGAGCAUGCUGAGUUAGGCCCCGUUGGAGACAUAUUGGCCUCAUCAGAUCAUGGUGUGGUCUCAUCAGUCCUUGUGAUUCAACAACAUGACGUAGCGCAUGCCGUGGAGGCUCCCAUGUCAAAGAUAGUGCACCGUGACUACGAAAGGUUCGUAGCAGAUGAAUCUUCCAGCAAUGUGCUUGAAAUUUCUAAGGAAUCUGUGUGA
This is a messenger RNA of Prunus armeniaca (apricot), 2547 nucleotides long. NCBI's taxonomy places the organism in Eukaryota, Viridiplantae, Streptophyta, Magnoliopsida, Rosales, Rosaceae. The record is from the annotation of a GenBank genome assembly.